AUGGCAUUUACCAAACAAAAAAUGUCAGGAUCCAUCAAAGUGCGUCUUCAUUGCAACAAGAUUAAUGAAAGCAAUACUUUUACUAGUGGGGACAUUGUGGAGGGGAAAGUUGUUUUGGAAGUGACAAAAGAAAUAAACGUGGACAGUUUUUUUGUGAAGCUCACGGGAGAUGCGAACGUACACUGGACUGAACAAACAAGUUUUGACGAAACAACCUACCGUGACCAUGACAGAUACUUCAAACUAAAGCAAUACUUCAUUCAAGAGAGCUCAAAGAAAGGACAAGAAAGGGAUGCCACACUUGUAAGUGGAGAAACUUAUGGACCAGUGAUUAGAGCAGGAAGUCAUGUUUUUCCAUUCAGACUUCAGCUGCCUCAACAAAAUAUGCCUGCUUCUUUUAAAGGAUAUUAUGGUUGGGUUAGGUAUGUCUUGAUGGGAAAGCUGAAUAGGUCUUGGAAGCCAACAUCUACUACAUGUGGGGAGUUAACAUUUUUGCCCAGGAAUGAUGGGACCAGGGAUCAUUUACUGCAACCACAAUCUGCCACACAAGACAAGAAGAUGAAACUAUUCAGCUCAGGGAAAAUGUCAUUGACUGCAACAACAUACAAAACAACAUAUGCUGCAGGUGAAACAAUCACAGUUUUUGUUGAUAUUGACAACUCUUCAUCUCGUGACGGAAAAUUAAAGUACAGCCUCAUCCAGCAACAGAUGUUCCUUGCUGGCAGAACAACUAAAAGAAAAUUAAGAUACAUAGUUAACGAGACUAAAGAUUGCAUCCCAUCUGGAGAAAAGCAAAAAUUCAUAGUAAACCUGAAGAUUCCACGUGACCUGACUGUCACGACUAAAAACUGCAGAAUUAUAAAUGUGCAGUACCAACUCAAGGUCUCUCUGGAUGUGUCUUUUUCUUCAGAUCCAGAAGUUAUGUUCCCUGUGGUUAUUCUUCCAGCUGACCAACAAUGGUGUCCUCCCUGGCAAGGCCCACCUAGGGGAUUCCAGCCAUAUCCGCCACCUCAGCCUAACCUUGUGCCCUAUCCUGGUGGACCACCACCUUCAUAUGCAGAAGUUUACCCCAAUCUGAAUGACCCUUCAGUGCUGCCCUAUCCAGGAGCUGCUGCAGGGCUUUACCCAAAUCCAAAUGCCAUGCUGCCUGUUUUCUAUCCGACUCCAUCUGCACCAGUUUAUGAUCCAAAUCAAAGCACUAAAGAAUCCUCUCCUAAUGUGCCUUAUUAGUCUUGUUCACCAGAAAAACUUCUGACUGACACUUCUGAUGUCAAUUAUAAUUUGACAGAACUUGACAUGGUUUUAUCUGCAUGAUUUAAGCUCAGUUUCUAUUAUUGUGAUUAAUAAAUAAGGACUUUUCAUUUUACAGGGAAUGUAGCUCUAGAUGUAGAUGUUAAAAAAACUUUAUCCCUGACCACUCAAACUAAAACUUAUUUAGCUAAAUC
This is a messenger RNA of Rhinichthys klamathensis goyatoka, 1445 nucleotides long. Its product is annotated as arrestin domain-containing protein 3-like. The transcript has 10 exons. The record is from RefSeq and is a predicted model, not a curated record. Gene Ontology annotation, biological process: protein transport. Gene Ontology annotation, cellular component: cytoplasm; plasma membrane. Bases 1 to 1230 code for a protein of 409 amino acids. NCBI's taxonomy places the organism in Eukaryota, Metazoa, Chordata, Actinopteri, Cypriniformes, Leuciscidae.